GUUCGACCCAGCCCCACUGCAGGCAGCGGCGCACAGCAGCAUGGAGCUCUGGGGGGCCUACUUGCUUCUGUGCUGCUUCUCCCUCCUGGCCCAGGUCACUGCCGAGACCCCGAACCCCAAGGUCAAGAAGGCUGCAAAUGUCAAGAAAGAGGUUGUGAGCCCGAAGAUGUUUGAGGAGCUCAAGAGCCAGCUGGACAGCCUGGCCCAGGAGGUGGCCCUGCUGAAGGAGCAGCAGGCCCUGCAGACAGUCUGCCUGAAGGGCACCAAGGUGCACAUGAAGUGCUUCCUAGCCUUCCCCCAGGCGAAGACCUUCCACGAGGCCAGCGAGGACUGCAUCUCGCGCGGGGGCACCCUGAGCACCCCGCAGACUGGCUCGGAGAACGACGCCUUGUACGAGUACCUCCGCCAGAGCGUGGGCGGCGAGGCCGAGAUCUGGCUGGGCCUCAACGACAUGGCGACCGAGGGCGUGUGGGUGGACAUGACCGGCGGCCGCAUCGCCUACAAGAACUGGGAGACGGAGAUCACCGCGCAGCCGGACGGCGGCAAGGCCGAGAACUGCGCGGUGCUGGGCGGCGCGGCCAACGGCAAGUGGUUUGACAAGCGCUGCCGCGACCAGCUGCCCUACAUCUGCCAGUUCGGGAUCGUGUAGCGCCGGGGCGGGGCGAUCUUGCAGCCGCAGCCCCUGCGUGCGCUUGGAGCCUUCUUUUGCAAAUAAAGUUGGUGCAGCUUGGCG
Messenger RNA from Otolemur garnettii (small-eared galago), 733 nucleotides. It is a transcript of the gene CLEC3B, whose product is annotated as C-type lectin domain family 3 member B. Lineage: Eukaryota; Metazoa; Chordata; Mammalia; Primates; Galagidae. Gene Ontology annotation, biological process: ossification; bone mineralization. The transcript is spliced from 3 exons. The record is from RefSeq and is a predicted model, not a curated record. Bases 41 to 649 code for a protein of 202 amino acids.